AUGUUUUUCACCUUUACCAUUAGCCAGGUACAAAUGAGUAAAAAUGCUGCUGGAUCACAAUCAUCGGAAACAAAGCCAUUCACUUUGAAAAAAUGGAAUCUACUAGCACUGUGGUCAUGGGAUGUCGAGUGUGACACUUGUGCUAUAUGCAGAGUACAGCUGAUGGAUGCUUGCCUGAGAUGCCAAUCUGAAAACAAGCCUGACGAAUGCGUUGUUGUUUGGGGAGAAUGUAAUCAUUCCUUUCAUAACUGUUGCAUGGCUUUAUGGGUUAAGCAGAAUAAUCGUUGUCCUUUAUGUCAGCAAGUAAGCUUCGAAUGGUUUUGCCAAUUUAUAAUUAAGGAUUGGCAAGUUCAGAGGAUUGGUCAGUGA
Enterobius vermicularis (human pinworm) is the source of this 369-nucleotide messenger RNA. The record is from the annotation of a GenBank genome assembly. Lineage: Eukaryota; Metazoa; Nematoda; Chromadorea; Rhabditida; Oxyuridae.